Aethina tumida (small hive beetle) is the source of this 2626-nucleotide messenger RNA. RefSeq names its product interleukin-1 receptor-associated kinase 4. Lineage: Eukaryota; Metazoa; Arthropoda; Insecta; Coleoptera; Nitidulidae. Gene Ontology annotation, cellular component: plasma membrane. Gene Ontology annotation, biological process: protein phosphorylation. The coding region runs from base 315 to 2195 and encodes 626 amino acids. The record is from RefSeq and is a predicted model, not a curated record. Gene Ontology annotation, molecular function: protein kinase activity; ATP binding. The transcript has 6 exons.
AUUAUGAUCAUGCGUUGUCCAUAUUUUUAAUAAAUUGAACAAUUAAUAAAUUAGUUUAUUAAAUAAAUAAUUGACUCAAUCUUGUAUGAAAAUUAACGUUCUUGCAUUUCUAAUUAAAUUGACAAAUAUUACUCAUUGGAAAUUUUAUGACCAACUUCACGUGUAUUUUUAAGGUGUCCUAUUGGAAACCUCCAACCUUUAUUUUUAUUUAUAUUUAAUUUAUAUCGUUAAUAAAAUUAUUUGUUUACCCUCAAGAAGGGUAAAACUAAAUGUGAUUUAUGCUAAAUUAUUGAAAAAGUGACCAAUCAACGAAAAUGACCACAUCAGAAGAAGUGAAACUAGAUCCAAAACUACAAUUAAGAAAAUUAGAUCUAAGACUCCUAAGAGAGUUAGAGGCAAUACUCGACAGUGAUGAUUUAUGGAAACCAUUAAUGUGUAAAAUACCAAAAACAUUAAACACUGAUCCAACAAUGUCCAAAAUAUCACACAAAAACCCACCCAAAUACAACACAGAACAUUUCAAAAUCAUUGAGAGUGUUUCUGUGAAAGACCGCCGUUCAUGCACCAAUAUACUUUUUGACGAAUGGGGCACUUCUGGAAAGGUGCUCCCCACCGUCGGCCACCUAUUUUCCCUGUUAAAACAAGCUGGAGUAUAUAGAGCUGGCGAUCUGCUUGCCGACUUACUAGGCGUUCCUCGUCCAGAAAGGCCUGCGACUGGCCCGGAUGCUCUGGUGAAAAUUCAAGAUGUUGCUCCAAUAAUUAGAGUAUCCGGGUCUAUAAUGAAACCUACGAAUGUAAAUCGUAGUGUCAGUCACCACCAUCACACAGUGCAUUUUGAAAAUGACGAGCCCGACUUAGAUUUCCUUCUGAGGGACAGUGAAGAUGUGUUAAACCAGUCCGCAGUAACACCGGAACAAACUGUCUCUGAAAAUCAAAUGCCUGACUUUAGUGCCAUAAUGCCGUCGGGCAAUCCAUCUACGGUAUCUUCAGGAGCUCUCCCCAAUUUAUCCAUGUUUCAAUCAACCACCGACAACAAUGUGUCGAAUAGUGGCGAAUAUUUGCCACAGUUCUCCAAACUUGGGAUAGAUACAUCAAACGAACCAAUAACACCCCAAGAAAACAGCGUGCCAAAUUUAAGUUUCUUUCAAAGUACCCAAGAACUGCCGGUUAUUUUACUAUCCAACGAUCAAAAUAAUUCAUCUCACUCAAGAAACACCAACAGUUCACGGAUGUGUUCGUCUCCUCUACCUAGUUUAUCCCUCAACACAUCCUUACCACACUUCUCAUACGUAGAUUUAGAGAGGUGCACGAAUAACUUCAACAACGACCCGUACACAUCCAGAGAGAGCGUCGGCCGAUACUUGGGCCACGGAGCUUUUGGUUCCGUCUACGUCGCCUUCGAUUUGAUUAAAGAUCCUGUCGCUGUUAAAAAAUUGAACUUGGAUCUAGUGAACAACAAUCAAAUGGACCAAAUUACAAAACAAUUCCGUAACGAAGUCGAAAUUUUAAGCAAAUUUAAACAUGAUAAUUUGCUAGCACUUCUCGGGUAUUCACACGACGGUUGUACAUAUUGUCUUGUUUACGAGUAUAUGUCUGGUGGUACAUUACAUGAUAAAAUUCAGUCACAGGAGAAUCGUUUGCACUGGAAAGAGAGAUUAAAUAUAUCUUUGGGUUUGUCAAAAGCCAUUACUUAUUUACAUACUGAAUUUAAAGAUCCUGUGAUACACAGGGACAUAAAAAGCCCUAAUAUACUGCUUGAUGAAAGCAAUAAGGCUAAGUUAGGUGAUUUUGGACUAGUUAGAAAUAUCUACAAUAAUCAUACAAGCACUUUUACUAGUGCAAUAGGAACGUCUGCUUAUAUGUCAGAUGAGGCCUUAAGAGGAGAAAUUUCUUACAAAAUGGACACAUACAGUUUUGGAAUUGUUUUACUGGAAUUACUAACAUCCCUACCAGUUAGGGAUGAAAGCAGACAAGAAGUUUGUUUGAAUGACCACGUUGAAUUUCAAUAUAGUACUGAUGGUAAUGGCAGUAAUUUGUUGGAUCGACACGAGGAAGUUGGGGACUGGAUAGCUAAUGGCAUUGACAUUGGAGAAAAACUAAUCGAGAUUGCUUUGAGAUGUCUGAAAAAGAAAAAGAUAAGACCUGAUCAGAGUGAGAUCACCGAAAAUCUUUUAGAUCUUGUAAAACAGAUAUAAUUAUAAAAGGUGAAGUCAAAAGAAACCAGCAAAAACUGGGAUGCAUUUUACUAUAUAUAGUAAUUUUAUACAUUUUAAUUUCAAUAACUGUAAGAUAUUUGGCACAAUUUUAAGGAUAUGUCAACAAAUUAUUUUACAUUAAAUAAACUGGUGAUAACUGGUAUUGAUAUCAGUAUAUACAAAAAUGCUAAAUAUGAAGAUAAUAAAUGAUUAUGUUGAAUCGAAUUAUUAAACCCUGUAAGCUGCUGAGAUAUUUGGAAAUUUUAAUGUAGAUCAUUUAAAAAAUAUUGACAGCAGCAUAAACAAAUGACUUUUGUUAAACAUUUGACAUAGUUAAUUAAUUUUAUUUGUUAUUGUUAAUUGACGUAUAAAGUCCAGUUGUAAUUUUAUUAUUAUACAUAGUUACUUUUUGAAUAAAAACAUGUUUAGAA